AUGGAUCCCAUCCCAGGACCGCUGGGGUUCCUCACGUCGGGUUACUUCUUUGGACUCUUCGUCAUGGCCAUCGUUCUCAACCGUAUUCAGAACAUCGUCGUUCCUCCCCGGAGCAGCCUAGCCAUGCGCAUUCAUGCUGCCCGAGUGCGCCGUGAUCGAUGGGCGCUCUACCGUAUGUUCAUCGGCGUCAUCUUGCCAAUAGAUCUAUCCUCUACAAGAUCUCGUGCUCUCUUUCGCAUCCCGUCCGUGUAUGUACUUGCAAAGUCGCUCCUAAUCUGGAUCGUUCUGCUUCUCCAAGCAUCCCACCUCUUCCCAACAUGGAAGUGGGACUGGUUGCAGUCGCUCGGUUCCUGGGUAUCACAGAAACAAAUGGAAGACAUAUGUUGGUUCACUUUCACUUCCACGUGUGUGGCACUUGCGGUAGGUGCAUUCACCAACGGACUCGAAGGGCUUCACUUCAACAACAAUGCUCCGUUCAAUCUGUUUUCGUUUGCAUUCCAAUUGCAUAUCUACGCGUCACCGUCAACCCAUGCCGACAAAGUUCCCGGCUCACCUUCCAGGCCCAGUAAGCAUGUAAUCAUCACCAUCCUCCUUCCACUUCUGCAGCUUACCUGGCUGCACUGCUUCGAAGCACACCCGCGCACUGCACGCAAGCGUCUUCUGCCGACCACUGUCUGCUCCAUUCUCACCCUCGUGCACUUCCACACCAUCUUCUGGCGUGCGUCUACGGAGUACCCGCUCACCAACCUCUUCCCGUGCGCCGUCGAGUCCCUCCUCUUAGGCAUAGUCCUACUCGCCGUCGGGCUUUCCGCCGCGUCACAGCUCCUCGCCGAGGGAGCGCUCGUGCGUCCGCUCCUUGGACACGCGGGCGCGCUGCAGCCACGGCCCGAGGAGGACUUUGCCACGGCACUGGUCCGGAUGGCGACUGCCGCGCUCGAGGCGACGCGCGUGGAGGGGCUGGGCAACGAGGUCGGCUCUGUGACAAGCGCGAGGGCUGCUGUCGCGCACCUCGCGGAGGAGGCCGCGGUUGAGUUGGAUCGUGGCGGCGCGGCGAUUGUGGCGGGCGGCGGGCGGGGAUUUGCGAACGAGGUUCGGCACGUGAAGGCGCGCACAGUGCGCGGCGGUGAUUCGUGGUCAGAAUUUGUCACCGGCACGGGCUGGCUGCGAAGCCUGGGCUGGUUCCUCCUCGCUGCUAUGCGCCUGGGCGCGCGGUUGGGCAGGCAGGCGUGGCGGCGCAUACGCGAUCGGGGAGCGCCGGCGCGUGCCCAGCCUGCUGUACGUGUGGUGCCCGCUGUGCACAUGUACCAAGACGAACCCGACACGGACGACGAUGAUGCUGACUUGUACCGCCGCUUCCUCCGUGGGGACCUGUUGAACGACGAGGACGACGGGGAGUACCAGCCACCGCCGGACGCGCGGUUUACAACGCCCUUCGACGAUGAGGAUGGCGAAGGGGAUGAGCGGGCUGAGCUGUACGCAGACCUGGAGGAGGCCGACGUUGCGCCUGUGUUGCUCGCGCACAUGACGUCGGAGGGGCCGCUAACGCGUCGUCGGUUCGGAGGGCUUGUUGCCGGUGCGAGGGCAGGGCCGGAUAUGAGCCAGGGACGUGUUGAGGACGAUGAACGGCACGUGGAUAGAGCGCAUGAAGAGGAUCCGGACGUGGAGAGGCGGCGAAAUUGCGUGAUUUGCACGGUGGAGCCAAGGGAAAUCAUUUGCUGGCCAUGUCGAUGUCUUGCGCUGUGCGACGACUGUCGAGCAAACCUUGCGUCUCGGUCGGCGGCGUCAAAGCAUACAUGCCCUUGUUGUCGGCGCAGUGUGGAAGGGUAUUCGAGAAUCUACAUCCCUUAG
Postia placenta MAD-698-R-SB12 is the source of this 1848-nucleotide messenger RNA. RefSeq lists its product as hypothetical. Gene Ontology annotation, molecular function: ubiquitin protein ligase activity. Gene Ontology annotation, biological process: ubiquitin-dependent protein catabolic process; protein ubiquitination. Bases 1 to 1848 code for a protein of 615 amino acids. The transcript is spliced from 6 exons. NCBI's taxonomy places the organism in Eukaryota, Fungi, Basidiomycota, Agaricomycetes, Polyporales, Adustoporiaceae. The record is from RefSeq and is a predicted model, not a curated record.